Molecule: messenger RNA, 1896 nt
Organism: Homalodisca vitripennis (glassy-winged sharpshooter)
Lineage: Eukaryota; Metazoa; Arthropoda; Insecta; Hemiptera; Cicadellidae
Product: piggyBac transposable element-derived protein 1-like
Exons: 1
Coding region: 1-1896 (631 amino acids)
Source: RefSeq, a predicted model, not a curated record
AUGGAUUUAAGUGAGGAAAACAGGUUAGCUAGGCUUCUGCUUAGUGUCGAAAGAGAAGAAAAUGAAGUACUAGGAAGACCUACUGGUGCAUUUGUUCGACAACUGUUCAACGAAUCGGAUGAAGAAGACACCAAUGUGGCUGGAUCUGACGACGAUGAAGGACAUGUUCAUCUUGCUCAGGAGCUGGAAGGCAAUGAGGUGCAAGGGCAUGAAGAAGGUAGUGUAUUUUUAGGAAAUAUGUCAGACGAUUUUGAUGAACUUGAUAUUAUCCCUAUUCAUAAUCGUUUGCAUGGUGAUAUUGUCACAAAAGCAGAUGGGUCUCAAGCUUAUAUUAGCAGGAACAGAAAAAUGUUAUGGAAUAUGCAACCCAGUCAAGAACGUAGAACACCUGCCAGAAACAUACUCAGAAUGAGGAUGGGUUGCACUGUUGGUGUAGCAAAAGACGCUAAAACUGCUUUAGAUAUUUGGAGCUUGUUUUUCACAGAUUCCAUGAUUUUAGAUAUUACACAAUCAACUAAUGUUUGGAUUAAUAGUAACAAGGAACGGUACAGUCGUGAGAGAGACGCAAAAGAAACCACACCAGAGGAAUUAAAAUGUGUAUUUGGCAUUUUGUAUAUGGCAGGUGUCAUGAAGUCUUCACACCAGAUACUUGAAGAGCUUUGGAGUGGCGAUGGAUUUGGUGUAGAAUUUUUUAGAUGUGCAAUGUCUAUCAAAAGAUUUAAGUUCCUGCUCACUGCAAUGCGGUUCGACGACAUCACAAGUAGAGAAGAUAGACAGAAACUUGACAAUUUGGCUCCGAUAAGGGAUUUAUUUGAAGAAUUUGUUGAAAAUUGCAAACUUCAUUACAGAGUGAGUGAGUUUGUAACUUUAGAUGAAAUGCUGGAAUCUUUUCGUGGAAGGUGCAGUUUUCGACAAUAUAUCAAAAACAAGCCAGCAAAAUACGGACUCAAGAUCUAUGCGCUAGUAUGUGCAAAAACAUUUUACACGGCAAAUUUGGAAGUAUACGCGGCAAGACAACCCCCUGGUCCUUACCAAAUAGAUAAUUCUGCGAGGAGUGUUGUGCAACGCAUGAUCGAGCCCAUAUCAGGAUCUGGAAGAAACGUCACCAUGGACAACUGGUUCUCCUCUGUACCAUUAUGCUUCGAUCUAAUGAAUGAUCAUCGUCUUACAAUGGUCGGAACUUUGAGAAAGAACAAGCGGGAGAUUCCAAGUGCAUUUCUGGAAACAAAGCACAGACCCGUGAACAGUUCUAUGUUUGCUUUCAAAGACAAAUGCACAAUGGUAUCCUUUGUCUCCAACAAGAAAAAACAUGUAGUGCUUGUAUCGACUCUACACAAUGAUGAUACAGUUGACAACAACCCAAACUCUCCAACUGUAGGGAAACCUGAAAUUGUCUUAUUUUACAACAGUAGUAAGGGUGGAGUGGAUACGGUGGAUAAGUACAAGGAGUCCUAUUCAACUGCUCGAGUUUGUAAUCGCUGGUCAAUGCGAAUUUUCUACUCUCUGUUGGAUAUAGGUGCGCUAAACACCUUCAUAAUACUAAAGGAAAACGCCAAAGAACCGAAAAUGAAAAGAAGAAUCUUUUUACGAACCCUUGCUAAGGAGUUGUGCCAAGACCAUAUGCGCUCAAGGAUAACUAUCAGGAGCACACCAGCAAAUGUAAAACUGAGAAUUUGUAAAAUCAUGGAGAUUGCUGAUCCACGUCCAACAAGAAGUGCCCCGCCUGAAGACGUUCAAUCGGCCAGAUGUUACAGCUGUGAUUGGAGAAAACAUCGUCUUUCCAAGACCCGGUGUUCAAAGUGCAAGUUUUUUAUUUGCAGAGAGCACACUGCUCCAGCUAUCUGUGUCAUGUGCACUGAGUCUCGUGUGCCGUCCGAAGAAGACAUGAGUGAGUAG